GCAGAUCCUUCAUUCUUUCUCCGGCAGUGCAACGGAUAACUUGUCGUGAUGAAACAGAUCAUUGCUGUUUGUUUUGUCCUGGCAAUCGUUGCUUCAGGGGUAUAUACCCUUACUGGUACUGUUUGCAGCCGAACAGCCACCCAUGUUCAUGUGUCGAGAUACUGCAAGUUUUGGUUUUUAGGGUGUUGGGCUUGGGGCACCCGUAGAUACUGGUCAUACUACCGUGUAGAGUACUGCUGUAGGGGAUACAGGUCUAUCUAUGGACGUUGUGAUCCACAUUGUCCUCGAGGGUGUGGAGGAGUGGGCACAUGUGUUGCCCCGUCUGUAUGUAACUGUGGUCAAACUCACACAGGCCCAAACUGCGGUAAACCGCAAUGUUCCUACAGGUUCCCAUGUUAUCCUGGAAUAUGUUCAUUACCUGACCAUUGUGAAUGCGCAGACUCUUUUGGCAAGCGUCGGGGAGAGAGCAAAAAAUGCAACGAAAUUACAAAGAGGCCAUCGGUGAUGAUUGCAAAUGCUUCCUUGGAAUACUACGACAACGACAGACAAGACAUCAUAUACUCGGUAACCGUAGUUGCCCCUGACAACGGCACGAACACUCUGACCUGGUGGUCCAACAUCGGUAAGUUCAACCGAUUUGACAUCGCUAUGGAGGCUUUUCUGGAUCUUGGAGAACUUCCUCACAGACCGGAGUACGUACGAUCUGACAAGUUUGGAAUCAAGAGCGCUCAUAUUGACUACACUAUAACAAAAGCAUCACACAGCGUUCCGAAUGCAACAGAAAGGGUCAUCUGUCAGACAGCUAACCAGGAGCCAGAAUCUGGCGUAGUCAAUUGUGCUAAGCACGUGCCUUUCUUUGGAUAUCGCCUGGACAAUGGUGACGUGUUUACUAUGCGGUUCGAAGUUGCAAGCGGCGGAUACAUGAGGCUCAGCGAUGGCAGUAGAACCAACUUCGUCGGUAAAACCGGAGCCAAGGAAAUAAGAAUGAAGUUUGAUUUCAUACCUCCAUACCACUGUAGAGAUGACAAUACUUGUGGGACAGUUCAUGAAAAGCCGCCAUUACAGGUUGUGAACGACAUAACUCGGGACCCUGUCGCUUUGAAAUGGUCUGGAUGGGGAGACAUGCUUUCUGGAUUAGAUUCGUACGUUUUAGAGGUGUUUAAAUUGAGUGGCGGUGGUAUUUUCCUGCUAGAAAAGGAUCCACUGAAGCCAACUUUUGUAUACGAAUUCAGCCCAGAUGCUCGUGACCACACAGUCACACCGAAAGAACCUGGAAUGUAUUCUGCAAUACUCGGUGUAAAAGACCGCGCAAACAACACCAGAUAUGUCCGCGAAUUAUUUCUGUAUGACGCCACUUCUGAUAUAUCCAAGGAUUCCUUACAUCCUUUGCAUGUCGCAAGUGCCUCGCGGGAGUCAAAUUACCAGUGGCAGGUACCAAACAAAAAAGGAAAGACGUCCAUUGAAGUUGAUUGGACUGGACACUUUAUCAACAAAGUUCACCAGGAAGGAGGCUUUUUGGCCGAUGUAAGAGAUUACCCGCCACAACUCAAGAACAAAUAUCUUGAUACCGUAGAGAAGGCGGUCUCUACAACGCUAAAGAACCCCUCUGCCACAAGAACAAGUGACCGGAUACCAAAUGCCAACGGCAUUAUGAGAUUUCAGCUUAACGUGGAGAACUUUCUGAAGAAUGUUGUUCCCAAACCCCCAACGGCUAGUUGGCGCGAUAUGAGAAUAUCGGAGAAUGCAACUGUUGACGAAAGUGUAUCACGGGGGGACUGUGUCCUCGCGUGGGUUCGAGCUUACGAUAUCAUCGGUAACAAUGCGACGGACUAUGGAAUGGUGUGUUUUGAUGACUCUCCUCCAGUUAUCACAGUGACCAGCUUUGAACGGGAUUUCGAGGAGAUUUCAAGCAGAAUUCUCCUCCGCACGUUGGAUCGCGACAGCGGUAUUGCUAUGGUAACGUGGUCCUUCAGAGACAAUGUCACACAGGAGACUAUUGACAUACAUGACAACAUAGCUGUUACUAGAAAAACAGUUAAUAGCACACAAGAGGAAUGUGACACGAUUGGAGACUGCUACUGUAUCAAUACAGGAGAGUGCUUUCCUGAAGACAAUCAAUUGGAUAUUGAUCACUGUAUUCUCUAUCAACCCCGUAUUGAAAAUACUGAAACCAACUAUAUCAUGACACUGACCGCCUUUAAUCAGGCCAUGCAGAACAUGUCCACUGAAUAUUUCAUCGAGAACGUCCAAAACCUGAAUGGCAUGGACUACUGUGCGAGGAAAUUCCGGGAGCGGCUUGUCCUUUCGGAAGCGCUGACUUCAGGUGGAAUAUCAGGGAUAGUUAUAAGUGGGAUACUCUUCCUCGGAAUCGUAUUCAUUCUGCUGUUCUUGAUAAAGACUGGGCGUCUACGGAAGGUCAGCGAAAGAAGUCAGGAAGGCAUACGUUCAAUUCGUCGAUCCAUCCGAAAAGGACAUGGCAUGGACGGACUUGCAAGUUACAAGACAGGGGGAUUCGAUGAAGAUGACAUAUACAUGUAUGGUCAUCAGACUUACGAGCAUGCUCCCGACUGGAUUAUUCGUCCGGAGGAUUUGACACUCAACAAUUUAAUCCUCAUUGGAAAGUUUGCAAAAAUCUAUGAGGCCAGUCUACUUCAAUCUGGGCAACAGCAGGCAGUGGUGGCAAAAACAUUAAAAACCGAUUUCACAGAACAGGACUCGGUCUUGAUGACGGCUAAGAUAAACUUCUUCGGCACAAAGGUGGGACGGCAUUCGUGUGUCUUGGAAAUGGUCGGAGCAAUCCUAGACGAUGAAAAGAUGGGACCCGUUAUGGUACUGGAGCGUUGUGGCUACGGCUCGGUGAAGGACUGGCUUAUCAAUAACAAAGACCGCACUGCUGACUCUACCAUCGACUUCCUCUUCCGAUUUGUGUAUUCCAUUGUUCAAGGAAUGGAAUAUCUGGCAGGUCGAGAGAUUACUCACAUGCGUUUGGCUGCCAGGAACGUAUUGUUAACGGACAAGCUUGAAACAAAGAUCGCGGGUUUUGGACCCCGCCAUGGUGAUGACGAAGAAGACGGAGAAAAGAAAGAACGCAUUCCAAUAAAGUGGAUUGCUCCAGAAUGCGUAAGCAAUAGCAAGGCGGCAUCGGAGAAGUCAGAUGUGUGGUCGAACGGCGUGGUCAUGUGGGAAAUAUUUUCAUUUGGAGAAACCCCCUAUCCGAAGAUUAGGUCGGCCGACCUGUCCCGUGCACUCAAGAAAGGGGAACGACUUCGCCGACCUGAAUUCUGCGACAAAACUCAUUACGACAUCAUGGAGAGAUCAUGGAACAUGAAACCAGCACAAAGACCAACGUUCCGAGAAGUUCGCGAACAAAUUGAAAAUGAGUUCAACGCAUCAGGGGAUGUUGACUACUACGACGCAAAUUUUGCCAACAAUUAAACUGAUGUUUUGGGGAAAAAAACACUUGCACUGGUUUAAAUUCGAUGGGUAUUUGUCGAUCUAUCUUUGUCACUUUUUCUGAUUUCAACACCUCCAGGAUCAUAGUAAAAAUUUGAAAUAGAUUUCCAAAAACAAUUAUUUUCCAUGGCGUUUAUUUGUUAAGUUACUAAAAGCCCUAAAUGCUAUUGUGGAAAAAGAUACUGUAAAUGUAUAUACAUGACAUCAUAAAGGAGGCACACAUUUAUAAACAAAAAAUUGUUGAUACAUAUAGCUAAACAAAGUAGGAACUUUACUGAAGCAUAUGAACAUUUCAUUAUAUGUUCUUGUGUUGAAGCAUAUGAACAUUUCUUUAUACGUACUUGUGUUACCCUUGUUAACAAUUUGAGAUAAAUAUGUAUGUUAUAGCAUUAACAUACUCGCAACCGACAUAUAAUUGCCAGUAAAGAAAUUAGUAUAAACUGCAGCAAUAUAACCUAAAGCAGUAUCCUACUGAGAUAUCGCCUAUAGAAGUAUCUAACGGAGAUAUCACAUGUAGCAGCAUCUCACUGCGAUAUCUCCAUUAGCUGUGUUCUUCUGAGAUAUUACAUAUACCAGUAUAUUACUUAGAUAUCGCCUAUAAAAGUAUCUAACGGAGAUCUCACAUGUAGCAGUAUCUCAAUGCGAUAUCUCCUUUAGUUGUGUUCUUCUGAGAUAUUACAUAUACCAGUAUAUUACUGAGGUAUCGCCUAUAGAAGUAGCUAACGGAGAUAUCUCAUUUAGCAGUAUCUCACUGCGAUAGCUCCUAUAGCUGUGUUCUUCUGAGAUAUUACCUGUACCAGUAUAUUACUGAGGUAUCGCCUAUAGAAGUACCUAACGGAGAUAUCACAUGUACCAGUAUCUCACUGCGAUAGCUCCUAUAGCUGUGUUCUUCUGAGAUAUUACAUAUACCAGUAUAUUACUUAGAUAUCGCCUAUAAAAGAAUCUAACGGAGAUAUCACAAGUAGCAGUAUCUCACUGCGCUAUCUCCUUUAGCUGUGAUCUUCUGAGAUAUUACCUAUCGUAGUAUCUUACUGAGAUAUCGCCUAUAGAAGGAUCUAACGGAGAUAUCAUAUGUAGCAGUAUCUCACGGCGAUAUCUCCUUUAGCAGUGUUCUUCUGAGAUAUUACAUAUACCAGUAUAUUACUGAGGUAUCGCCUAUAGAAGUAGCUAACGGAGAUAUCUCAUUUAGCAGUAUCUCACUGCGAUAUCUCCUUUAGCUGAGUUCUUCUGAGAUAUUACCUGUACCAGUAUAUUACUGAGAUAUUGCCUAUAGAAGUAUCUAACGAAGAUAUCACAUGUAGCAUUAUCUCACUGCGAUAUCUCAUUUAGCUGUGUUCUUCUGAGAUAUUACCUGUACCAGUAUAUUACUGAGAUAUUGCCUAUAGAAGUAUCUAACCGAGAUAUCACAUGUAGCAAUAUCUCACUGAGAUAUCUCCUUUAGCUGAGUUCUU
Messenger RNA from Mizuhopecten yessoensis (Yesso scallop), 4904 nucleotides. RefSeq lists its product as uncharacterized. The record is from RefSeq and is a predicted model, not a curated record. The transcript has 23 exons. Gene Ontology annotation, biological process: protein phosphorylation; multicellular organism development; positive regulation of kinase activity. NCBI's taxonomy places the organism in Eukaryota, Metazoa, Mollusca, Bivalvia, Pectinida, Pectinidae. Gene Ontology annotation, molecular function: ATP binding; transmembrane receptor protein tyrosine kinase activity. Bases 49 to 3435 code for a protein of 1128 amino acids. Gene Ontology annotation, cellular component: signaling receptor complex.